Ambispora gerdemannii is the source of this 657-nucleotide messenger RNA. The record is from the annotation of a GenBank genome assembly. NCBI's taxonomy places the organism in Eukaryota, Fungi, Glomeromycota, Glomeromycetes, Archaeosporales, Ambisporaceae.
AUGGAAAUCACUAAUAGAAACAAGCGUUUUGAACGAGUAAUCUUGAAUGUUGGUGGAAUAAAGUAUGAAACAUAUAGAAAUACAUUGACAGCAUAUCCGGAUACAUUACUCGGAACAAUGUUUCAGGAAAGAAAUCAACAAAUUCUUCAUCCUAUCGACAAAGAAAAUAAUGAAUACUUUUUUGAUAGAAAUGGACGAGCAUUUCACUACAUAAUGGAAUUUUACAGAACAGGACAAUUAAUAUGGGAAGAUAACAGCAUAACUCUCCAUCGAACUCGACUACUUCCAGAUUCCAACAUACGUCCAAAUUCACAAACCACCAACACUCGACGACGCCGCGAAGGUCCUCGAAGAAUUCACGGAAAUGAUGAAACAACUAAUUUACGAAUGCGCCCAAAUAUCAGCUCACUUCAGUCGUUGAUUGCGCCAUUUAGGUAUAAUGGGUCGGCAAUAACACAUCGAUACGGCACAGUCAUACAGAAUAAUUUGAUUGAGGAAUUUCCGGGAUUGAAUUGUGCCAUUACUCAUGAAAAUUUAGGGACGAAUGAUAAUGAAGUUUGGAUUUAUUUAUGGAAGAUAUCAGCGCCUGUUGCUUUUUCGCAAAACGAGAUUAUUGAAAAAAGUAUGUUGAAAGAUUUAGAUGUUGAUUUAAUUUAG